Pollicipes pollicipes is the source of this 615-nucleotide messenger RNA. Its product is annotated as coiled-coil domain-containing protein 130 homolog. Bases 1 to 615 code for a protein of 204 amino acids. The transcript has 6 exons. Gene Ontology annotation, cellular component: post-mRNA release spliceosomal complex; U2-type spliceosomal complex. Gene Ontology annotation, biological process: mRNA splicing, via spliceosome. NCBI's taxonomy places the organism in Eukaryota, Metazoa, Arthropoda, Thecostraca, Pollicipedomorpha, Pollicipedidae. The record is from RefSeq and is a predicted model, not a curated record.
AUGCAUACCAGCAUCCCCAACUCCCGGCACUCCCCAUCGUAUACGUUUUCAGGUCAUGGAGAACGCAAAGGCGUCAACAAGUACUACCCGCCCGACUAUGACCCUUCCAAGGGCGGGCUCAACAAGUUCCAGGGCACGCACGCGCUGCGCGAGCGUGCCCGCAAGCUGCACCUGGGCAUCCUCGUCAUCCGCUUCGAGAUGCCGUACAACAUCUGGUGCGACGGAUGCGGAAAUCACAUAGGCAUGGGCGUCAGGUACAACGCCGAGAAAUCCAAGAUUGGAAUGUAUUACACGACUCCGGUGUAUCAGUUCCGGAUGAAAUGCCACCUGUGUGACAACUACUUUGUCAUCAAAACAGAUCCAGCGAACCUGGACUACGAGGUGUUGUCGGGCGCCCGGCGCCAAGAGCGCCGCUUCGACCCGGCCGAGAACGGCACCGUGGUGCCUGACGAGCGGGCCAAGAUCCAGAAACUGUCCACCGAUGCCAUGUUCAAGCUAGAGCACGGGCGCCGACGACGUAGACAAGCUGAAGAGCUCGACACGGAGGACGACCGCCGGCUCGCCGCCCUCAUGCGGCUGCAGGACCCCGCGGAUGUGUUGAGGCAGCUGAGCUAG